Molecule: messenger RNA, 1296 nt
Organism: Pezoporus flaviventris
Lineage: Eukaryota; Metazoa; Chordata; Aves; Psittaciformes; Psittacidae
Gene: GAS8
Product: growth arrest specific 8
Exons: 11
Biological process (GO): flagellated sperm motility
Cellular component (GO): motile cilium; Golgi apparatus; microtubule
Molecular function (GO): microtubule binding; small GTPase binding
Source: RefSeq, a predicted model, not a curated record
AUGAGCAAGGAGGAGAUGAGAGAACCUCCAUCUUGCAGCCCACCCUUGAGCAUGAGGGGGCAGUUCUCCCUGUUCCUGGAAGGAGCAGCCACCUCAUCCUACAGGACUAGGGAGGUGAUUGUCCCCCUCCCCCUGUGCUCGGUACUGCUGGAGAAGCACAUUGUGCAUCUCCAGGAGGAGCUGGACUGGGAACAGGAAGAGCACAGCUAUUUCCAGCUGGAGCAUGACAUGAUGCACACCCUCUGGGAGAUCACCCGCUGGCAGCUGGAGGAGAAGAGAGUGGAGCUGUGCAACAAGGACUGGGAGAUGGAGGAGCAUCAUUCUGCAACACAGCAUCAAGUGGAGAUCAAGGUUUACAAGCAGAAGGUGAAGCACCUGCUGUACAAACACCAGGAAAACCUCACUGAGCUGAAGGCAGAGGGCAUCCUGUCUGUGAAGCUGGCCCAGGAGAUGGAGCUGCAGAAAGACAAGUGCUCCUUGAAAGUGAAGCUUGUGAGAAAUGGCUUCUUGGCUAUAAAAGGAUGGCUGAUGAUGAACCACAAGAAGGCCUUCAAUGACAUGAAGAACUAGUACAAUGACAUCACCCUUAAGAACCUGGAGCUCAUCAGCUUGCUGAAGGAGCAGAUCAAGGACUUGCAGAAGAGAGUGAAUCACUUGGAAAAGAAGGUGGAUGUACUGCUCCAGAGCAAGCAGCUGAAGGAGUCCCUGCAUCAGGCACAGGAGCAGGUGUUUGAGCUGCAGAAGUUGGUCCACUAUGACAAGAACAAGGAGGCCCAGAUGAAUACAAAAGCCCAUCUGAAAGUCACCUAGAAGGAACUGAAGGAUCUUCAGUGGGAACACGAGGUGCUGGAGCAGAGAUUCAGUAAGGUGCAGGAAGAGUGAGAUGAGUUCUACCAGAAAUUCACCAAAGACAUUAAGGAGGUGCAGCAGAAGACAGGGUUCAAGAACCUGCUCCUGGAGCACAAGAUGAAAGGACUCCUCAGUGUCCUGGAGAAAAUGGAAGUGGAGCUCAGCGAGGUCUUUGCUGCCUCGAACCUUGACCUGGGCCCCCUCACCUUGGUCUCACACAGGCUGAAGGACAUACUCAAUUCCAAGAAUGCCACCAUCAAGUACCAGCAGCUCCAGCUGGCCCAGGUCUGCAAGGCAGGGGUCACCAGUAUCGAGGCCAUAUCGCUGAAAUUGCAGCUGCUCUGGACAGGGCACGUCUGCAAGAUGGAGGAUCACUGCCUCCCUAAUAUCGUGUUUUACAGUGAACUUGCCACCAGCUGCCGCAAGUGCACCAAAGAGGAGAUAUAA